This is a messenger RNA of Xiphophorus maculatus (southern platyfish), 3888 nucleotides long. Its product is annotated as serine/threonine-protein kinase tousled-like 1-B. The transcript has 22 exons. Gene Ontology annotation, molecular function: protein serine/threonine kinase activity; ATP binding. The record is from RefSeq and is a predicted model, not a curated record. NCBI's taxonomy places the organism in Eukaryota, Metazoa, Chordata, Actinopteri, Cyprinodontiformes, Poeciliidae. Gene Ontology annotation, cellular component: nucleus. The coding region runs from base 442 to 2727 and encodes 761 amino acids. Gene Ontology annotation, biological process: peptidyl-serine phosphorylation; intracellular signal transduction; chromosome segregation.
CUAGUUUGGAGGAGGGUAAAACGAUCCCAGAUCAGUGUCUGUGUCGGUGUCAAGCCUGCUCUCGCGCUCGCUCGCAGCGCCGCCAGCCUCGCGAUAGCCUCGCCUACCGACACUGGAAUCAAAGCUCCGCUCGCGAGCUGGAUGCUGCUGACAGGCGCGCGCUGUGCGGUCAUCAUGCAAAGGUUACACUGGAUCCGUGUCAAGAAGCCGCUCCCCGGCAGGACCCUCUGGGGCGACAACAUGCGAGACGUCUAGCGGCGACGAAGACGGGACUGACGUCUCUCCCCUCACUCUUCUCCCAGGUUUUGUUUUCUUUUCGCGGUCGUGUUCGGCUGCGGCAGGUGCCAAAAAAACAAAAACAAAAACGAUGAACGCGAUAAGUUCGAGAUUUCCGCGAACGGCAGUGUGUGCUCUGGCUCCUCUCGGCGGUAAAGUGGCUUCAUGAGUGUCCAAAGUAACAGUGGAAGUGGUGGUGGAAGUUUGGAGGCGACGCCAUCUUGGUCGCAGCUCUCCUCGUCCCCUACGAUUUCUCAACAACACAUAACGGCGACCGCAAAGAGCAAGGAAGGAGCGAUGGAGGAGCUGCACAGCUUGGACCCCAGGAGACAGGAGCUGCUGGAGGCCAGGUUUACAGGAACUGUCAGCGGCAAUACGGGAGGCAGCACUGGAAGCGCCAGUGGAGGUGCAAAGGGUCUGGCUAACGAAUCCUCAAACCACAGCUACGGGAGUCUGGGGUCAUCCAGUGACAAGGAAUCGGAGAACUCUGAUUUGAAAAGAGGGAGCUCCCCUGCCUACUCAACCCCAGAGAAGAAGCACUCCGAGUCGUCCAGGGGCCGGAAGAGGAAAGCCGAUACAUAUUCUGAGAGCAGUCAAGGGAAGACUUCUACGCGUGGGCCGAAGAUCAGCGACUUCUUUGACUUUCAGGGAGGAAACGGCUCCAGUCCGGUCAGAGGCCUCCCAUCGGCUCGCCGCUCCCCACAGAGCUCGCAGUCGGCCCCGGGCUUAAUUAUCCGUCAGAACAGCUCCUCUCCCACCAGCCUGUGUUUCGCCGAGCACAGUCUCAAAGCUUCUUUAAGCAAAUGUGUCCAGACGGAGCUGACGGGCCUGAAGCUUGCGGCCCUGGAGAGCAACAAGAGUCUGGACCUGGAAAAAAAAGAAGGGCGGAUAGACGACCUGCUCAGAGCCAACUGUGACCUUCGGAGACAGAUUGAUGAACAGCAAAAACUCCUGGAGAAAUACAAAGAGAGACUCAACAAGUGCAUCACCAUGAGCAAGAAGCUGCUCAUAGAGAAGAGCACCCAGGAAAAGCAGUCGAGUCGCGAGAAGAGCAUGCGGGACCGGCUCCGACUCGGGCACUUCACCACGGUCCGACAUGGCGCGUCCUACACGGAGCAGUGGACUGACGGAUACGCAUUCCAGAACCUGAUCAAGCAACAGGAGAGCAUCAACCAGCAGAGGGAGGAUAUUGAGCGGCAGAGGAAGCUGCUGGCAAAGCGGAAACCUCCAAACCCGGCGUCCCCCUCGCUGUCGGUGGCGUCCACCUCUGAACCGAAGCAGCGCAAAACUAAAGUGGUCAACGGCAACGACUCUGACCCCUUCCUCAAGCCCUCCCUGCCCCAGCUACUGACCCUCGCUGAGUACCACGAGCAGGAAGAAAUCUUCAAGCUUCGGCUCGGACACCUAAAAAAGGAGGAAGCAGAGAUCCAGGCGGAGCUGGAGCGGUUGGAGCGGGUGAGGAACCUUCACAUCCGGGAGCUGAAGAGGAUAAACAACGAGGACAGCUCAGCUUUCAAAGACCAUCCUACUCUGAACGAGCGGUACCUGCUGCUGCACCUGUUGGGCCGGGGCGGCUUCAGCGAAGUCUACAAGGCAUUCGACCUGUUUGAACAGCGCUAUGCAGCUGUGAAAAUCCACCAGCUCAACAAGAACUGGAGAGAGGAGAAGAAGGAAAAUUACCACAAGCAUGCAUGCAGAGAGUACCGGAUACACAAGCAGCUGGACCAUCCCAGAAUAGUCAAGCUGUAUGACUAUUUCUCCCUGGAUACCGACACGUUCUGUACUGUCCUCGAGUUCUGUGAAGGGAACGACCUGGACUUCUACCUGAAACAAAACAAGCUGAUGUCAGAGAAAGAGGCCCGCUCCAUCGUCAUGCAGAUCGUCAGCGCCCUGCGCUACCUCAACGAGAUCAAGCCGCCCAUCAUCCACUACGACCUCAAACCAGGGAACAUCUUACUGGUGGACGGUACCGCCUGUGGGGAAAUCAAGAUCACAGACUUUGGUUUGUCCAAGAUAAUGGACGACGACAACUAUGGCGUGGAUGGGAUGGACCUGACAUCACAGGGGGCGGGGACCUACUGGUACCUCCCACCAGAGUGUUUUGUCGUGGGGAAAGAACCACCUAAGAUCUCCAACAAGGUGGACGUGUGGUCGGUGGGGGUGAUCUUCUUCCAAUGCCUCUAUGGACGCAAGCCGUUUGGUCACAAUCAGUCGCAGCAGGACAUCCUCCAGGAAAACACCAUCCUCAAAGCCACAGAGGUCCAGUUUCCAGCUAAACCUCAGGCCAGCACAGAGGCCAAGGCGUUUAUCCGGCGCUGUCUGGCCUAUCGCAAGGAGGACCGCUUCGACGUUCACCAGCUGUGCUCCGACUCCUACCUUCUUCCUCACAUGAGACGCUCGAACUCAUCCGGCUCGCUGCAGCCCACCGCCUCCACCCUCCCCACCUUCUGACUGACGCCGCCCUCAGGUCAACGUUAACACAGGAUUGUCAGAGUUGGAGGACAAUAAAUGAAAUGUGGACCUUUUUUUUUUUCUUUUCCUUCCCCUCUACGUUUCAAGAAUGGACAAUUUAGCAACCAGUAAAGUGGGGGGAAAAAAUGGAAAAUGGAAGAAGAUGGAAGGAAGUGUUCGACCGAACAUAACGAUGACCGAGAGAGAGAGAGGCAAAAGAGGGAACUGGAGAAGCCAGAACAGAGAGUGAACCAAGUGUUUCUGCUUUAACCCUUAGAAGAAUCCAAAAUCAGUAUAUGACCUCCUCUAGUUGCACUCUAUGUAUAGUAAAAUACAAACCAGAUGACUGUAAACGCAAAAGCAUCUGUGAGCAGCAGUGGGUGUGGAAAAUACUCCCUUCAUUUCAAACGGAACAAAAAAAAAAAGACAGAAUAAAUCGUCCCGUCUCAUCGAGUUUCCUCUGCACGCAACGGGGAUUCGUUUUCAAAGUGAUGUAACCCUGACGGGGGAGGAGGGGGUUAAAUUUGCACUUCCUGUCCCAAUCGGAAGCAGUUCGGGUCUGCCGAAAGUGGAUCUUGUCUUAAAUCUUUUUAUUUUCUCGUCGUCGUCGUCCAGGCAAGAGUCCGAAGGUCCGAGAAGCGACAUGUUGCGACGCAGUUUGGACUCCAUACGGACGCGGAGUCUGUUGUACAUUUCUCACUAUAGCAGAUGUAUUCUAACAAGGCUUUUCCCCGCUUUGCUUUCUAAGUGUCCUCCCCUAUCUGUCUGUUUCCUCUCAAAAGCUGUUCUUCAGUUCGCUGCUAGCUAUAAAUGUUGCUUUUAGUUUAUUUUUGACAAUGGGAAUGAGUUUUCACCGCGCGUCGGCCGCGUACUUGAACUUUUCAGAGGAAAUUUCCAGAACCUGUCGUUUUGAAAGAAUGAGUUGUUUUUUUUUUUCCUUCUGCAGCCAACAUCAAAAUGUCUCCUCAGAUUUCUGUUUGCUUACUGACUUCCUUAGAAGACCUAGUGUGCUCUGUCGUGAGGAAUAUUCCCGCCUGUCCCCGUGCCAGAGGAGGUGAGAAAAGUUACUGCGUUUUAUUAACUUCAGCUGGAUAACAAAUGGAUAUAUCCACAAAAAAAAAAAUGUUGUCAUGGUGUAAAUAAAAACAACUCUUACCUGUU